AUGGCUUUCAAUGGAAGGAAAUUCAGAAUUUGGACGGAGCUGAAAGAAGAAACUACAGAGAUGGAGGAGAAGAAGAAAGCUGUUAAAUGCCGGUGGGGGGUUUGCCGGGCUCGUGGCGGCAGAUUGACGGAGACGUUGCGGGCCACGUUUAAUUGUUGGGCUCUUGUGGUUUGGAUCUCGUUGGUUGGGCCAGAGAUGAUGAGGUCUUGCCCGUAUCCCCUUAUUCUUUUUGUCUUGUUUGCAUUUGGUUGCCCUCAGGAUGAGGAGCCGAUUCAGGGCUUGACUUAG
Molecule: messenger RNA, 288 nt
Organism: Linum tenue
Lineage: Eukaryota; Viridiplantae; Streptophyta; Magnoliopsida; Malpighiales; Linaceae
Source: the annotation of a GenBank genome assembly